CUACUCUCUAUCGAUUGUUUUUGUUUCAUUGGUUUCAGGCACCAAACGUCGCAUCGAUCAGCAACUGACAUCAACUUUGCGAAAGAAAAAGUACGUAUAUUACGUUCUUGAGCAAUCAAAACAAUUAAAUUUUAGUGCGAAUUACAAUGAAGUUUCUCUACAAAGAAGAACAUCCAUUUGAAAAAAGGAAACUGGAAGGAGAAAAAAUAAGAAGGAAGUAUCCUGACAGGGUACCAGUAAUUGUUGAGAAAGCACCGAAAGCAAGGAUUGGUGAUGUUGACAAGAAAAAAUACUUGGUACCAUCUGAUUUGACAGUUGGACAGUUUUAUUUUCUUAUCAGAAAAAGGAUUCAUUUGAGGCCUGAAGACGCAUUAUUCUUUUUUGUGAAUAAUGUAAUUCCACCUACAUCUGCAACUAUGGGUUCUCUGUAUCAGGAGCAUCACGAAGAGGAUUUCUUCCUGUAUAUAGCAUACUCUGAUGAAAACGUAUAUGGUUCCGAAGAGUAAUUUUCUUUUCAAUUAACUUCAAUGUAUCAAAUUUCGGUUCAUAUAAAUGAUUGGUUAUUUUAAAUAUUUAAAUGUAUAAUUUGGAGAUAUUGUCAAGUAUUUCUUGAUUGAAAGUAUCUAGUUUUUAUUAAAGGGCUCUGACUUGAAUUGGGUUAUUAUGAUAUAAGUGCACAUAUUAUUUUGAGUGUGUUAACAAAUAGGUUAGGUAGGUUAAAUCAAAAAAACAUAUUGGAUAAUGAAACUAGUAGGUGUUAGUUCAUGUGAUCUAAGAAUGAAAUUGGUUAAAAAUAAAUAAUUACCUUCACAAAC
Molecule: messenger RNA, 815 nt
Organism: Leptinotarsa decemlineata (Colorado potato beetle)
Lineage: Eukaryota; Metazoa; Arthropoda; Insecta; Coleoptera; Chrysomelidae
Product: gamma-aminobutyric acid receptor-associated protein
Source: RefSeq, a predicted model, not a curated record